This is a messenger RNA of Mangifera indica (mango), 749 nucleotides long. RefSeq names its product histidine-containing phosphotransfer protein 1-like. The transcript is spliced from 6 exons. The record is from RefSeq and is a predicted model, not a curated record. Bases 129 to 575 code for a protein of 148 amino acids. Gene Ontology annotation, molecular function: histidine phosphotransfer kinase activity; protein histidine kinase binding. Gene Ontology annotation, biological process: cytokinin-activated signaling pathway; phosphorylation; phosphorelay signal transduction system. Lineage: Eukaryota; Viridiplantae; Streptophyta; Magnoliopsida; Sapindales; Anacardiaceae. Gene Ontology annotation, cellular component: cytoplasm; nucleus.
UUUGCUUUAAAUCCUCCUCCGUUCUUCUUCUUCUUCAUUUCUAACUCUCAUUUUCUCAUUUUCCUUUGUUUUUCUUUUCAUCCUACCUUCUCUUCUUUCCGUUUCAGCAAAGGAAAAAGGUUAACACAAUGGUGGGUGUUGGACAACUUCCCGGGAACUUCCUUCGCCUCUUGCAUGACCAGGGUAUUCUGGAUCAUAAUUUUGAGAAUGUUAGGAGGACUCAGGCUCAAGGGAAUCAUCUGGUUCUAAGCGAAGUGCUCACUAUGUUCAUCUAUCAUAUCGAUGUUUCAAUGACAGAAACAACCAGACUCAUGACUGAACCCGAACUGGACUAUGAAACUUUAGCUGACUAUCUUCAGAUGCUCCAAGGAAAGAGCGCAAGCAUUGGUGGUUGCUUGAUGGCUGCGGCUUGUCGUGAAGUUAGACAAGCUAUUGAUGCCAGAGACAAGGCAAGGUGCCUAGAGACUUUUGAACUGGUUAAGCAAGAGUACCUAACUCUCAAGAAUAUUUUGCUGCUGGAGAGAUGUGCCAUGGCUUAUGAGAAUUGGAGGGAUGGCGCAGGGGGAGCUGCUUGAAAUGGAAUUUAAGGACAAGUUUAUAUGAAUAAAUGGAAUUAAAGUCAUGGUUUGUUUGAGGAUCUUUUUGCUUUAUGUUUGUGUCUGAAGAACAUCAGUAGUGCCUUUGUUGCGCAGUGUGUUUGAACCUCCUUUUAAAUAUGCAGGCUCCUUCAACAGAAGGACUUUAAAGUA